CAUCCGUGCUAUAUCCUCCAGGCCCUCCCUGAGCCUCAGCUCAGCACUGUGGCGGUGAUACCCACACUCAGCAGGGUCUGCCCUGUGCCAUGUUCGCAGGUUCUGCUGGUCCUGCUGCUCAUGGCGUGUCCCCAGCACCACGACAGCCUCCUUCCCUCCCAGGCCUUCCUCUGGUUCCUGCUGCUGGACCUGGGCCUUCUGCCUUCUCCAAGCUUUGCUGCCUGUGGUGAUCCUCCAACAUUUCCCAACAUGGAGAUUUCUGGACCCGCCAAACUCACCUACGAUGUCGGGGAGCGAGUGGUGUAUAAGUGCAAACCAGGGUACCAGAAAGUGGUUUCUGAAACCAUCUUUACUAUUUGUGGUGCAGACAAUAAUUGGCCACCCAUUUCCAGUGAUGCAUGCCGUAAAAGAUCAUGUUCAACUCCAAGGGACCCACUGAAUGGGCAAGUGAACGUCCUCAAUGGAAGUUACGAGCUUGGAACGCAAAUUCAAUUUGUUUGUAAUAACGGUUUCUACUUAGUUGGAGCUGAAACUCUCCAUUGUCUGGUCAAGGGAUCCAGUGUAGAGUGGAGUGAGGAAGACCCAUCAUGUCAGAAGCUUUUGUGUCAACCACCUCCGGAAAUAACAAAUGGAGGCUACUCAACUGACCAAGAGGAGUUUGAAUAUCUUGAUGUUGUCACAUAUACCUGCAAUAGCAAUACUGGACCCGAUCCAUUUUCACUUAUCGGGGAGGCCAAGCUUCACUGCAUUGGCAGAAACCUGUGGAGUGGUGACCCCCCUGAGUGUAAGGUGGUCAAAUGCCCCUACCCAACGGUCCCAAAUGGAAGACAGACAUCAGGCUUCAGCGCAAAGCAUUACUACAAAAGCACGGUCACAUUCGCCUGCCUCGAAGGCUUCUUCCUUCAAGGACACAAUAUGGUUGUGUGUGAGGCUAACAGCACUUGGCAGCCGGCUCUUCCAAGAUGUGGUAAAGAGCCUCCGCCUCCCCCCACAUUCCGUCCUGUGUCCAGAGGCAUACAAUCCAGCCGCUCAGCACCCAGUGGCUCAGCACCCAGUAGCUCACAGUCUGGCAAUUCAAAGUCCAGUGAAAGACUUCACUGUGAACGUGGAAGAGCAUGGAUCAUUGCUGUGACCAUAGUUUUACAGGAAUAUUCAUUUAUAUAUGCCUGAACAAACAUCCUCAAAACAAGAGGCAAAGGAACACAGCGGUUGAACAGAUACAUCACUGAGCAACAGAAAGGUUUUAUGAACUGGUUUACCUGCUUAUGUUGAAUCGCAUUAAAAUUCAUAUAUGGAAGUUGUUCUCUAGUUUUACUCUUAUGGCAAUGAGAAGCCCAGGCUGACAUUUGAAUGUGGUUUGAAUGUAGUAGUUUUGCUUUGAUACUUCAGGGGUAUGCUGGGUUAAGAACAUACAACUUUUCCCCUUGAACACAGCAGUGGACUACUGGAUACAAGGUGAUAUUUCUGUAAGGGAAUUAUUUAUGUUAUAAAAUCUGAAAAUUUAUGUAAGUGUUUUUCAGUGCUAAAGAAACUGAUUUC
Cavia porcellus (domestic guinea pig) is the source of this 1539-nucleotide messenger RNA. RefSeq names its product membrane cofactor protein-like. The transcript has a single exon. Gene Ontology annotation, cellular component: cell surface. NCBI's taxonomy places the organism in Eukaryota, Metazoa, Chordata, Mammalia, Rodentia, Caviidae. The record is from RefSeq and is a predicted model, not a curated record. The coding region runs from base 121 to 1170 and encodes 349 amino acids.